Molecule: messenger RNA, 3526 nt
Organism: Harmonia axyridis
Lineage: Eukaryota; Metazoa; Arthropoda; Insecta; Coleoptera; Coccinellidae
Gene: pins
Product: G-protein-signaling modulator 2
Exons: 9
Coding region: 131-2080 (649 amino acids)
Molecular function (GO): protein binding; GTPase regulator activity
Source: RefSeq, a predicted model, not a curated record
GGCGUGUUUGGAGAGGUUGACAAAUUCGUUAAAAAUUUAACUAAUUGUUUAUUUUUCCUCUAAUUCCUUAAGAUAAUAUGAUUCACAAAUUUAGUUAAUAUUGCUAGAAUUAGAAAAUAAACCUGUUAUCAUGUCUCUUAGCUCAAGUGUCGCAAAUUUAUCAGCAGAUACUCCCACAUACGAUGGCUCAACAAAUAUGUGUUUGGAACUUGCCUUAGAAGGGGAACGCCUCUGUAAAGCUGGAGAUUGUCGUGCUGGAGUAGCUUUCUUUCAAGCAGCUAUUCAGCAGGGUACCGACGAUUUGAGAACAUUAAGUGCCAUUUAUAGUCAACUUGGAAAUGCCUAUUUUUAUUUGGGAGAUUAUGGAAAGGCAAUGCAGUACCACAAACAUGAUUUAACACUUGCAAGAACAAUGGGUGAUAAACUUGGAGAGGCUAAAUCUUCCGGUAAUUUGGGGAACACCCUUAAAGUGAUGGGUCGUUUUGAUGAAGCUGUCAUAUGCUGUAAGCGCCAUCUAGAACUAUCGAGAGAACUGGAAGAUAAACUUAGUGAAGGAAGAGCACUCUAUAAUUUAGGAAAUGUUUACCAUGCCAAAGGAAAACAUAUUGGUAGAGUUGGUCAGAAAGAUCCAGGGGAGUUUUCAGAAGAUGUGAAAUCUUGCCUCAAUCAAGCUGUGGAGUAUUAUGAAGACAACUUGAAAUUAAUGCGCGAAUUGGAAGAUGUGGCAGCACAAGGGAGAGCCUGUGGUAACUUAGGAAACACAUUCUAUUUAUUAGGUGAUUUUGCCAAAGCGAUCUAUUAUCACAAGGAGAGAUUGGCCAUAGCAAGACAAUUUGGUGAUAAAGCUGCAGAACGAAGAGCGCACAGCAACCUCGGCAAUUCCCACAUUUUUAUGGGACAGUUUGAAGAGGCAGCUCAUCAUUACAAACGGACCUUAGCUUUGGCGCAAGAACUUGGAGAUAACGCCGUGGAGGCACAAGCUUGUUACAGCUUAGGAAACACCUAUACCCUACUCAGGGACUACGAAACUGCCAUCGAAUACCACUUAAGACAUUUAUUAAUUGCACAAAAACUGUACGAUAGAGUUGGUGAGGCCAGAGCUUGUUGGUCUCUUGGAAACGCUAAUGCUUCAUUAGGUAAUCACGAGAAAGCUCUUCAUUUUGCAUCUAAACACUUUGAAAUCAGCAAAGAGUUGGAUGAUCCAGUGGGGGAGGCAACAGCAAAACUCAAUAUAGCCGAUCUGAAGAAGAUACUCAACCUUGGCGAGGAGACUGCAGAGGCAGGAAGCAGCUCCUGUACCACUUCCAGUUCCUCGAAUAGUUCACUGAAAGAUGCCCAGAACAACAACUCUUCACAGAGGUUGAAACAAAGGGUGAGACGUGAUAGCAUGGAACAGCUUAGCCUGAUCAAGUUAACCCCAGAUAUCAAAGAUAAAAGCGCCAGCAGGUUACAGAAGGCUGCCGUACCCGUGAAACACGAAGACGAAGAUUCCUUCUUCGACCUUCUAUCCAAGUUCCAAUCGAAAAGGAUGGACGAUCAGCGGUGCACCCUCGCCGUGGACAACAAGGAAAACACGAACAAAGUUGCCAACACCAACAGUGUGGCCAACAGCCAUCAAGCUAGGAACGACGGUCCGGACGAUCUGAUCGACAUGAUUGCCGGCAUGCAGAGCAAGAGGAUGGACGAGCAGAGGGUCGAGCUGCCUAAUUUGCCAGGUCUUCAGGCCAGCUCCCUUCAAAGAUUGGCAGAAUCCCGAAAUAACAGCGUACCUGACGAUCGGUUCCUAGAUCAGCUAGUCAGAUGCCAGGCGGGUCGUCUUGAAGACCAACGCUCCCAACUGCCCGCUUCGUCUGAAGAUAACGAAGAAAACGAUAAUCCAGUACCCCGUCCGCAGAAAAGCGGCGCCACCGUUCCGGAUGAAGAUUUCUUCUCGUUGAUAAUGAGAGUGCAAGGCGGAAGGAUGGACGAUCAGAGAGCUGCUGUUCCGCAAGUGAAUCACAGAAUACCCAACGGCAAUGUACCCCAUGCUUCUGCUGGAAAUGAAUCCAAUUCCAAUGCACCAAAUAGAAAGAAGAAAUAAAUCUUAAUGUUUGAUAACAUAAAUGUUUGUAUUUUCAAAAGGUUAUCUAUUUCAAUUUUGAAUGAAAGGGUGAAGAACGAGUAGCAAUUUAUUGGAUUAAAAAAUUUUAAAACUUUCAAAGAUUCAGAUGUUUAUAGUAAUAUUUUGACAAAAUCAAAAUAUAACCUAAAAGAGUACGACUCAGAACAUCUGAAAGAACUGAACCUAGUAAUAAAAUUUUCAUAUUUUCUUUUAUUGAAAAUAAGUUGGAGUAACUUAACUUUCUUGUUGUAACGAGGCUGAAUAUGAUAUAAAAUAUUUUCUAUUGAAUUUCACUACAUUCAUUGUUUGAACUGAAUUUUCAAUGAAGCAAAGAGUAUAUUGUACAUAUUAUAUCUUUGAAUUUUUCAAAUGCAUGAUGAGGAUUGAAAUGCAUCCUGAAAAAUAAGAACAUUCUAAUAAAAAUAUAUAUUUUUUUCCUUGAACAAAUUGAUAUUAAUUUAUGUGGAAAUAGUUUACAUCAAUGUAUUUAAUCCAUAUGUAGAUUUUAAGGAAUUAAUGAUGGAUGCAAUAAUGUCCAAAACCCCACCAAUGUCUAUCGUUGAAAUUAAUUCGAAAUAUAUCUUGAAACUUUAUCUGUAAUAAAUUAAUUGAAUGUAAUAAUAGAAUUUAAAAAAAUGAUUCUCUGGAGGAAUGAUGUUAUUUGUUCUGAAAACAUCAACAAUCUUCUGAUUAGCUUCCUCCUGCUGAAUUAAAAAAGUUGCUGAGAUUCUAAGUAAGUACUUAAAGUACUUAAAUUUGUCCAUUUUAGAAAUAUUAAAAUUUAUGAAAUGAAUGUAUCUUGUGUAUAUGAACAUGUUAAUAUUGCAUUUCUUCCUUCAAUGGUACCCUUGUUGACUUGUUCAAAAAAUGUUUUGAUAUACAUGUGGAUAUUUUUAUGAAUCUUUUUAUAUUGUUAUCACAUUUAUACAUAUAUUUAACUAUAUACUAUUUGAAUGUAGAGAGGAUUCUUUUUACAUUCUUAAAUAAUUUCUUGCAUAAAAGCUGUUAUCAGUUGUUAAUGGAAUGAUGCAGGGAUAAAUCGAAUUACAGAUAUUGCUUUUUUGUGCUAAGUUUAUCAUCUUAUUUAUUUUUCAUUGAAGCAACAAGUCCUGAUGGAUUUAUAACGUACCUUAAUUUUAUGUAUAUAAACUUAUUUUAUCACAUUUUUAUAUUAUUAUUAAGAAUUUUGUAUUUUAUUUUUACUGACUACUGCUUUUUCUUCAUUUUCAAAUAAUAUAGAUUCUAUUUAGAAUUUGAUGAUCAUUUAUAUAAUUCAUUUGAAUAGUGCCAAAAUGAAUUCAAAACGACUUUAUCGAUCAAUUCUAGAUGAUGAAUCGGUUUAGCCAAUUUUUUUCUUGAAAAAGAAUUAGAAUGUACAAAAUCAAAGUAUAUAUUGAAGAUAUAAAUAAAAAAACUUAAAAAUUU